UUUUUUUUUUUUUGUUUAUAAAUAUACGAAUCACAUUUUUAACACCCUAAAUAUGAAAGAUGUCACAAUAUAGUAAAGUUCUGCUAGAAGCAAGUCUUUAAACUUCUCGAAUCCGUUAUUUAGGCGGUGUUUUCAGCGGAUAAGAAAAGGAAAAACAACUGCAUGUGUCGCGCUCAAAACUAACAAAAACCGGACUUUGUCCCACGAUAAGUCUUUUGUUUCUUUUUCUUUUUUUUUUUUAAACACUAGGAAAAAAUCAGGCUUAUUUAAGUGCAGUAGUAGUAAAUAUGUUAUAUGUGGAAGGGACCUUGGUGUUGUCUGUGCUUGUGAAGGAGCUCCCGCUGUUAUACUACAAAACAUGUCUGCUGGCUCUCUAAAACAGGCUACACUUAAAUGUGCCGAAAUAAAAUGCUUCAACUUUAUACUCUAAUUUCUAAAAUGUAAAUAAAGCCGUAAUUGCUGUAAAUCUUAAUCAAAUUCGUCCUCUUUUUCGCCUCAGCUGCCGUUCUCACUUAGGAUUGGUCGGUGGAUGAUCACAUGAGCCUCAAACUAGAAACCAAUAGAAAGCCUCAGAAGCGCCACGAGACCGCGUGUUUCAGGAAGUCGGGACAUGCAGUUUGAGAUGCUGGCGAUGCAGUGUUUGAAACAGCCUUGAGCGGGAUUUUAUGAGGCAGGAGACGCUGACAUGCGUGUCUACAUUAUUGUCGCUGCUGUGUUUUGGUGUGGUUAUGUGGACUCGCGGAAAGUAAGAGGAAUAUCCUCGUCCUAUAAAAGGUUCUACAGAGAGAGGAAGUCGUUUCUGUGCAUAGAUGGGUCGAGAAUGAUCCCAUUUGAGCAGGUGAACGACGACUACUGCGACUGUGAAGAUGGCUCAGAUGAACCAGGCACUUCAGCCUGUCCUCGUGGCCGAUUCUACUGCACCAAUCUGGGUUUUCGCCCGCACUACAUCCCAUCAUCCAGAGUCAAUGAUGGUAUCUGUGAUUGCUGCGAUGCUUCCGAUGAAUACAACAGCCACGCUCGCUGCCAGAACACUUGCUGGAAUCUAGGACAGAGAGAGAGGGCGUACGUGGAGGGCCAGAUGAGGACCUUGGAUGAAGGUUUGCGACUCAAGCAGCAGCUGAUUGAGGAGGGAGUGCUACUCUGGAGGGAGAAACAGGCCCAGCUCAGAGAGCUCCAGCAGGUGGCUGAAGACCUGCAGGUCAAGUUGGAGGAACACAGGAGGAAAAAACACGAAGCCGACCGACUCAAAGAGCAAACGUUAAAGGCACUGGAAGCAGGGGACGGUGGUCUCAUCAGACAUCAGAACAGCUCCGUUACCAGCAUUUUCCAUUUAUUGGACAGCAAUAAAGAUGGCAGUUUGACAGUGGAUGAAAUCAAGGCUAAAGUGGUGCUUGUCCACGAUGAGCAGCGUGUUCUCUCUGAGGAUGAAGCACUGGCUUUGUUGGACAGAGGUCACAGGAUGGAUCUCUCCAAGUUUCAGAGCACACUCUGGGACGUCCUGACGAGAGGCGACACUGUCAAAAUCAAAGACACGCAGGGCGCUCCAGGCAGUCUUUCCAGUGAAGAUCCUCACUUAAAGGCAGCUGACAGAGCUGCAGAGUGGGAGGCGACCAAUCUGAAGAAAGUGGAAGAAGCUUAUGAGACAGUCAACAUGGAAAUAAGUGACUUGCAGAAGAAGUUGGCCAUAGACUACGGAACAGACUGGGAAUUUCUGUUUUUGAACGGCCAGUGUUACAAGCUGAAAGUAUAUGAGUAUACUUAUACCCUGUGCCCAUUCAAUCAAGUUACACAAAAGAGCACGGCAGGAGUAGAGGUCUCAUUAGGGAUGUGGGGGAUGUGGACAGGAAAGCCAAAGAACCACUACAGUCAGAUGGUCUAUGAGAAUGGAGAGCCCUGCUGGCAAGGAGGUUCACGCAGUACUACAGUCACACUGACAUGCGGAACGGAGACAGCCUUGCGAUCAGUGAAAGAGCCCAGCAAAUGCCAGUACAUCAUGGACUUUCAGACUCCUGUGGCCUGUCAGCCGGUGCUAAAGCAGCAGGGUAUACACAGUGAACUGUGACCCAUUCCCUUACUGGCCUAGCCCAGAAUAACUUGGACCCCGUCCUCUCUUCUGCUAGCCCGCGGUGACAGGCUGGGGUCCUGAGGGUCCCCUCUGACAUCUGUGUUGUCAGAACAUAUAUACUUCCAAGGCAGUCUGGCUAAGGUCAGAGUCUGGUUUUCAGUAACCACUUUAGUUUCCAUUGAUUGUUACAGUGCUGCUUUCUUGCUGUUACACUUUAAUAUCUAAAUAGAGCAUUUACUGAAUGAUUUAGUUAACGCAACGUGUUCAACAUUACUGUGUAUUCCCUGUAAGUGUUUGCACUCAAUGCUCAGCAAUAAGCAAUAUUACUGUGUAAAUAAUGGGAGAAAGUGAAACCCAAUCUAUUGUAGGGUCUAAACACAUUUCUGCUAAUGUAAUUGCCAUUUUAAAUAACUGCUCAGUAAUAUGCACAAAUAAAAGGACUGUGUCCUUGCUCUUCA
Molecule: messenger RNA, 2523 nt
Organism: Oreochromis aureus
Lineage: Eukaryota; Metazoa; Chordata; Actinopteri; Cichliformes; Cichlidae
Product: glucosidase 2 subunit beta-like
Exons: 15
Coding region: 686-2062 (458 amino acids)
Biological process (GO): N-glycan processing; liver development
Cellular component (GO): glucosidase II complex
Molecular function (GO): calcium ion binding; protein binding
Source: RefSeq, a predicted model, not a curated record